UCCCGGCCCGCCGGCCGUCCUCUUCCCGUUGCCGCCCGCCGUCCUCCUCGCCGCCUUCGCCGUGCCCCCGGCAGCCCGGCCCGGCCCGCCCGCCCCGCGUCCCCUCCGGCCGGCGCCGCUCCCCCCGGCGGGCUGCCUGCAUGUCUUUGCUGCCCUCAGCCCCGCCGCCACCGCCGCCGCCGCCUCCCCCGCCGCCGCAGCCCCAACAGCAGCAGCAGCCGCCGCCCCGCCGCCGCCGCCGCCGCCGCCGCCCGGAGCCCGGCGCGCUGGAUGCAGACUAAUAGGGAUGCCAAAGGAAAAAUAUGAUCCUCCAGAUCCUCGCAGAAUUUAUACCAUCAUGUCAGCAGAGGAGGUAGCCAAUGGGAAAAAAUCUCACUGGGCAGAAUUAGAAAUCUCGGGUAGAGUGCGGAGCCUAAGUACAUCACUUUGGUCAUUGACACACUUGACAGCACUGCACCUAAAUGACAAUUACCUUAGUCGCAUUCCACCUGAUAUUGCCAAGCUUCAUAAUCUGGUUUACCUGGAUCUGUCAUCCAAUAAACUCAGAAGUUUACCAGCAGAACUAGGAAACAUGGUGUCUCUCAGGGAAUUGCUUUUAAAUAACAAUCUGUUACGGGUUUUGCCUUAUGAACUUGGUCGGCUCUUCCAGCUACAAACUCUAGGUUUGAAAGGCAAUCCUUUAUCACAGGAUAUUCUCAAUUUAUACCAGGACCCAGAUGGAACCCGAAAGCUACUGAACUUCAUGCUUGACAAUCUUGCAGUUCAUCCAGAGCAGCUUCCUCCGAGGCCAUGGAUUACAUUAAAAGAACGAGACCAAAUUCUGCCAUCAGCAUCAUUCACGGUUAUGUGUUACAAUGUGUUAUGUGAUAAAUACGCCACCCGGCAGCUAUAUGGCUAUUGCCCAUCCUGGGCAUUAAACUGGGAAUACAGGAAAAAGGGAAUUAUGGAAGAAAUUGUUAACUGUGACGCAGAUAUCAUUAGUCUUCAGGAAGUGGAAACAGAGCAAUACUUCACUCUCUUUCUGCCAGCAUUGAAGGAGCGUGGAUAUGAUGGAUUUUUUUCUCCAAAGUCACGUGCCAAAAUCAUGUCUGAGCAGGAGAGAAAGCAUGUGGAUGGUUGUGCAAUAUUCUUCAAAACAGAAAAAUUUACAUUAGUGCAGAAACAUACAGUGGAAUUUAACCAAGUGGCAAUGGCUAAUUCAGAUGGAUCCGAAGCUAUGCUAAACAGAGUAAUGACAAAAGAUAAUAUUGGUGUUGCUGUGGUAUUAGAGGUCCACAAAGAACUAUUUGGAGCAGGUAUGAAGCCUAUUCAUGCUGCAGACAAACAGCUGCUUAUCGUGGCUAAUGCCCACAUGCAUUGGGACCCAGAGUAUUCUGAUGUGAAACUCAUCCAGACCAUGAUGUUUGUCUCAGAGGUUAAAAACAUUCUGGAGAAAGCCUCUAGUAGGCCUGGCAGCCCAACUGCAGAUCCUAAUUCCAUCCCGCUGGUGCUAUGUGCAGAUCUUAACUCAUUGCCAGAUUCAGGUGUUGUGGAAUAUUUAAGCAAUGGAGGAGUAGCUGACAACCAUAAAGACUUCAAGGAACUAAGGUACAAUGAGUGUCUUAUGAAUUUCAGCUGCAAUGGAAAGAAUGGAAGCUCAGAAGGGAGAAUCACGCAUGGCUUCCAACUGAAGAGCGCCUAUGAAAAUAACUUGAUGCCUUAUACCAAUUACACCUUUGAUUUCAAAGGCGUGAUUGACUACAUUUUCUAUUCCAAGACUCAUAUGAACGUGCUUGGUGUCCUGGGGCCUUUAGAUCCUCAAUGGCUGGUUGAGAACAACAUCACUGGGUGUCCACACCCUCACAUCCCUUCAGACCACUUCUCACUGUUAACACAACUUGAACUCCACCCUCCACUCCUGCCUCUUGUCAAUGGUGUUCACUUGCCUAAUCGGAGGUAGUGGAGUACUGCCCCGCAAGGACGGGGAUCUGUUGCUAUGGACCUGUACAGUUGUAAAUCAAAGUAUGUAGGAGUGAAGUAUGGCCAUCCUUAAGCUGCUUCUUCAGGUUCCUUUCAUUAUGUGUUUGCUGUAAAAUUUUGUACAUUUUUGUGCAUUUUGGUAUCAUUUGGCACUAGGGCUGGAACCAAAGUAUUAACUCUUUCCAAAUUUUUUACUUAAUGUGUCUUUUUAAAUUGGAUCUUUUUCCUGUUAUAUGAAGUUAGCAUUCCUAAUUGAGAAAUCAUCAAUUUGCGGCUCAACAACAGUAUAUUUGUUCUUUUUUUUUUUUUUAGCAAAUACUUUUUUCGAAUGAUUGCAGAUGAGCCAACCAUUUUUGUAAAAGGCAAUUUAAAACAGCUACAAAUACAAAACUUUAAAAUGGUGGCAUGCCUUGCAGGGAAAACUUUACUUCAAUUUUUUCUUUCAUUAUAGCAGUCUUAUUUUGAGCUCCCAAGUCAUUUGCACAGUAACAGAGCACUUAAAUUUGCUAGAUUUGAACAUAAACUAUGAUAUUGCCUCUAGUCAUACUAAGAAAAAUUUAGAAAUUAGAAAUGGUUGCACAAUAUGCUUUCAAAAUCAAGCAUUUAAUAGCACAUGACAGUUUAUUGGACAAAAUGCUGGUUGGUGUUUUUGUAUUUAUUUUUGUUUUUGUUUUUUUUUUUUUAAGAAUCACUCUGUAUUUUGUUUCCCUAAUGGUUAUAAUCUUAUUAGAAAAUUAAUUCUGUCUCCUCCAUUUUUUAAAUAGGGAAACAGCAGGUAAAAUAUACUGCCACAUGUCUUGAAAAUAAAAUUUGGUAUGUUUAGGAUGCUCACAGAAUUAGUGUCUAGUAUUUUUCAUUAUUUUCAUCUACCCUCUUCUGCCUGGCUGUGCUAGAAGAACAGAUUUUAUAUGAUCUGUAUAAUUUUUGCUCUUACGGUCAAAUGUUAAAUAACUAGUGAUCCAAAAAGGCCCUGAUUAAAGUUUUAAAAGUGGAAGAUCACAAAUACCCAUAUGCUUUCCAAACUGUAGGUCAAAUCAUUUUUGGUUUUGGGUUUUUGAGGUAACAGUAGAAAGGAUUUGGGGCAGAGAAAAAACAGUAGUCGAAAACCUUUGAUCAUUUUUUCCUGACUCUAGUUGCCAAAUGGCCAUUAUAUGCUUUUAAUCUUUGUUUCCGUUGUCUGUCAGGGUUGAAUUAAGAAGCUACUGGUUUAUUCCCAACUGUUGAUGCUCUUUAAAUAUGUUUGAAUCCUUUUUUGCCCAGGAGAGGGGCCAGUUGAAAAUCUGUGACUCAAGAGGCAGUGAAAGUAAUAUCAUUUUCUGGGGGAAAAAUUGGUUGGCUACUUGAUGCUAAUUAUGGCACAGUAACAGAAAAAGGUUGUGUCUGUGUUUUUAAGUUUUUCUUUAUUCUGCUUUUUUGCUGCUAUAAGAGUUUCUGAAAUUUAUAUUUUAAACUUUUCAUGCACUUUACUGUUUCUAGUCUCAAAAUGUGAUAUUUUUAAUAAACAAGAAAUUUUCCAUUAUGUGAAUGAAAUUUUAAAAGAAAAUAGCCUAUAUUUGUGUCUCAGUAAUAUAUAAAGUACAGGUCAAAUUUAAAUUAUUUAAUUAGUUUUAAAUAUAUACAAUUUGUUUCCUCUUUCCAACCUGACAUCUUAGGCUGUUUUAUUAGUUUUAAAUGAUGCAUUUCCUUUGGUCAUUUUAUACUAAUUUCUCCCAUAGUAAAUGAAUCAGGCUCUAUGAGAUAUUUCCCCUGAAAGGGUAAUUUUAGUGGGAUGAGGGUGGUGGGAUGAUGUAAUAUCAUAUCUGGGAUUGCAUCAGAAGGGUUCUGUGAAGCCUAAACUCCCUUUUAAAAGUGCCUAGUGAUAGAGGCAUUGUGUGUCAUCUAUUAUAAUUGGAAUGUCAUUGUAGUUGAGUGAAGCUGGUUGUAAAUACAAUAGUCUUUUAAAAAUGUUAAAGUACCAGAACAAAGAGACAACCUUUAAGAUGACGUUUUCCUCAAUGUGCAGGUAUCCCUUCUUAUAUACCUCAAGCAUUCGACAUCUAGCCAUGCAAAUUGAUUACCUGAAGCAUAGUACUGGAAAGUAGAAUAGCAUGAAAAACUUAAUUUUGUGGACAUUACCUUUUUUUGUAAUCAGCUACUGUAUGUUUUAUUUUAAACCUUUUGUUUUGGGUGGGUUUUCUGCUCUGGAGGUAUAUGCACUAACAAACAUUUUCCUCCUUUUCAUAAAAGCAUGUUAAUUAGCAAUGUGAGCAAUAUUUCCUACCAUACUUCACUCCCAAUAUUUUUUGAGAUGUUUGUAUAAAAUGGAAUUUAAAGUUCACUUAUGAUUGUAUAUGAACCACAGAGGAGCCCAUUUAUUAAUAAAAACUUUUUUAAUAGUUAAAUGUAGAGGGAAAAAAUAAAAAAAAAUGGGAAACAUUGUAAACAGCUUAAGUUUAUUUUGUGUAUGAUCGAGGCACUCUGUUGCAGGAAGGUGUGUAUUGGGUUCUCUCUGCUUCCAACUGCACUCUUUCAAACCAUUCAUGAUCCUGUGUAUUUUUAAUGUGGUUUUAGUAAAUGUUGGUAGUAGCUCCGUUGACGUAGGUAAUUGUGUUCUGUUUUCGGUGGCACACACAUUGGGGCAUGGUAACCCAAAUUUCAUGUGCACGGUUUUCCCUCGGCCCACUGCCCAAAUUUCAUACACCCUUCACCCUGUGUUCCCUUUGUAAAAGGAGUGGUAUCUGUUUUGAGCUGCCAAUUCAGAUGAUCAGAAAUGCUGCUCUCCUCAGUAUUGUCUUGUUAAAACGCAUGCCAUUUUGAACUUUGGCAGUGAGAAGCCAAAAGGAAGAGGUGAAUGACAUACGGUAUCUAUUAUCUAUUCAAUGAAAGUGAAAUAUUUAUGCUCCUAUGCUUUCUAGUUCUCAGAAUACGUUUAUAAUAAGCUUUAUGCCAUAGGGCUGCUGCAUAUUUUAUCUGAAGGUGAAAAUUUGGGCAUUUUUCGAUUGUGACAAUGUGCUUAUUUUUACUGUUACAUAUGAUUUCUUGAUACUUGUCGACAAACUGGAGUGUUCUUUAAAUUUAUUAAACAGUGUUGUUUGAGAAAGGGAAAACUGCACUGUUGGCCAUUAGAACAGUCACGCAAGUGCAUGUCAAGUCACCCACUCUCUCAGGCAUUAGUAUCCGCCUCAUAGCUUUACACAUCUGAUGGGGAGUAUCGGCAGCAUCCUCAGGACUGACAUCUGGGAAAGGCUCAAAUCUACUUACUGCUCCUUGCUUGUGACUUUGUUUUAAAAUAUCGUGCCUGGUGUCAACUUUUAAGCAACAGCACUGCCUAAAAGCAAGCAGAGAACAGAAUCCCAGCACCAUUCUCUAGGCAACUUUUUAGAAUUCAGAUAGAGUAAAUCUUCAAGAUUUAUGCUGUUUCUGUAAAAAAAAAUUUUGUACAAUGUAGCUGAAUAUUUUUGUUUCAUUUCUUCGAUGUAAGGCAUGUGAACGUUCAUUUGAAUAUCACAUGUUCAAGUCAGGUAUGGCACAAUGGGUUCUGAGACCAGCUUCCCCCUCCCUCCCAUUUGCCUUGUUCAAAGCUCUUUUUUUCUCUUUUGAGAUUGCUUUCCAGAUACUCAUAGGCAAAUAUUUAAUUUUUACUAACAAGCAUCCUGUGUGAAUGUAUUGAAGAGGCCACUGUUUCAAUGUUGCAGUUUGCAGAAAUACAAAGCUACUUUUCUUACUUGUCACUUCCUUUGGUGUUUUCACAGUUAAAUCACAAAGAAGCCAGUGAGACAGUUAAAAGCUUAUCUGAGGCUCAUGUCAAAUCACUUAGUUCUGUGGGGGAUCAUACUAGAAUUGAGCAUGUGGAACACGGGCAAAUACGUUGUGCUCCAUUUAAAAGUAUAGUCAGAUGAGUGAAAAAAAUGUACUUCCGUGUCCCAAGAGUUUCUACAGAUUAACUCAUGCCAUCCCAUCUAUACUUUCAAACCGAAUAGAAAGAAGUAGAGAAAGCACAAAUAGGUUGUGUUCUUUGAUGGACUUUAUCCCAGUAUUCAUUUGUUCUGAGAUCUUAUAUUCUGAGUUUCUAAGAGUUUAAUUAUUUUGUAAAAUGCAUUGACGGAGCAGUAGCUUUGGUCACAGAAAGCGUCAUCGGCUUUCCAGUUCAUUUGGCAGGCCACAAAAAUAAUGUUUCCAUGCAAAGAAUUUGUGGCACAUUUUCAAAAUAGCACUCUUCAGUAUAUUUUGACAGAAAUGUAAAUCUCACGUUUGUAAGGCAUUCUUUAGCUCUUAUUUUCCUUUACCUUGGGAAAAAAAAUUACCUUCCUAAUAUGUUGAUUUGUGACCCAUUCCUUUUGAAUAGUAUCAUGUUUAUAAAACUUUAAGUUGUAGGGGAAAUUAGGCUAUUUUCAAAGUGAGGAACUUCAAAUAAAAGUUUGAAUUUGUAGCCAGAUAAGAACUUUUAUACUAAUGAUUGCUUCUGUGAUUUUAACUUUUUAAAGGAAUUAUAAUCUCCAAAUUUAACUUCAAAGAUAAAUUACAUCUUUAACCUGGCUUAUUUGCCAAAGUUGUAGUUUGUGUAUGGACAGAAUGCCAAGUGCAUUUUUAAUUUUAAAGAAUAAUAUUUUAUAAAUACCUUUAAAGUUUAAGGUAAAAAAAAAAGUAAAAAGAAAGCACCUAUACCCAUACUGCAGGAUGUUGUGAACAAGGUUCUCAAAAAUAAAAACUAGUUCUUUUCAGGAAGUUGGUUAAAGGAGAAACAUGCCUACUUCUUGUUUUUAUCAAGUUUUUUCUUUAUGCAAAUUUACCUGUUAAGUCACAAUUCUUACAAGCAAGAAAUACCAGGAAAAUCAAGCUUUAUUAACCUAUUUAGUAGUUUCUUUGGCAUAAGUUUGUUUUGGUUAGACCAGUUAUUCUUGGAACCAAAGGAAACCAAGCAUGUUAAAUUUGUUGUAUUCAACAAACAUGACAUUACAUUGAUAAAGUAAUGGAAUGUUUUUAAGUAAAAUAUUUUUCCAUUUUGAAAUUAUAUGAAAUAGGAACGUUUCUGUCUAUUAAAUGUUAAUUUUAUGGCAUAUAGUAUAAACUCAGUAGCAUUGUACUGAUACUAGAAGUUUGUGUCAUCAGAAAUCACAUUUAUGAAAAUGGCAUGCAAAUGCCAAUAAAUAUGACUUUUGGCACUGUAGCAUGGUACAUUCUGCUUUCAGAAAUUUCAGAAGUCAUAGUUGCAGCUAUUAGUAGUAGGUUUUUGUUACAACAAUCUUCCCCAAUUUAGAUAAUUUUCCUGUUUGUAUGUCUGUAACUUUUAACUCUAAAGCUUAAGAAUCAUGGCAAGCUUCUCAGAAGUGGUCCUUUCUUGCUUCAGUUUUGUAUUUAUAAUUACUAAUAUAUGAUGUAUUUUCUUUCAAACUAUCAGUGGUGAAAUGCACCACAUUUAUUUCUCUCUCUUUAACUCACAUUUGGCUCAGUGUUGUUGUCAGUGAUGGCUUUGCUUCUUACCGAACAGGCUUAUUUUCCUACUGUUUUAAGUCUUGAUGCACUCAGUGAUGCAGUAGUCUGGGUGUGUAUUUAUUUAGAAACUCUACUGUCCUUCCCCUGUGCUUAACUUGCUAAAAAAAAAAAAAAAAAAGUCCCCUUACCUGUGAAAUUCCCGAGCGGUGCUCUGCCAGCUGUUGGGGGAGGGUGGGGUUUGGACGGCUGAGUUACUGCACACUGGAUCUGGGAUUGUUCAGUGUUGUGAGUGGCGAAUUCUUAAACACCAGCAGCACUGAGAAGUGCACUAUGGGCAUUCAUACAGUUGUCCAAAUGCAAGCAAUCUUUUGUUUAAGAGAAGCUAGGGAAUAGAAUUCUUUAGAGUACUUGGAACAUUAUGGCGAGGAUGAACUUUUCAGCCUUUUUUUUUUUUUUUUUGUCUCUGGAGAGAGUAGUAUGGAGUAAAAUUUUAUUUUAAGAGAAAAUGUGUGUACAGAUCUUUUCUUUCUGAAAGGGCCAGGAUGUUGGGCAAAUUCACUAUGGUUAAGUUAUAUCUUUUAUUGUAAUUUGUUUCAAUCGUAAAUUUAGUGUCAACUAAUUGUUCAUGAGAAGAUCGACUCUUCCACUCCACUUACAAUUUAAUGGGGAAGGGUUCAUUUAUUUUAAUUACUUGGCAUUAAAUUAAUAACUCAUUCUGCAUCUGAUUCAUUCUGUAGCCUAUAAAGUGUUUUUGUUAACUAAUUGUAAUGUGGUUGGAAAGCAAAGCACACAAGUUUAAAAUUAAGCAAGAGGUUUUGUUAAUUUUUUUUUUCUUUGAGUGAUUGGUCAUUUUUUAUUGAUACUAUUCCAAAACAAAUUCUGGUUUAGAUUGUAUAUUUACUUUGCUUUUGUCCUAAGAAGAAUCCAAGCAUUAAAUCGAAUUGUUACUGUGUUCUAAUAAUCGGUUUAAAAUUUAAACUUUUUUCAUUAGAAGAUUUAAUGAAGUGCCAUGUAAUUAUAGUUUACUAGUGUUUAAUGUUUAAUAGACUGGUUCUGUGAUGUUCUGAUCAUUUAACAACCUGUCAUCCUUGGAGAAAGUGGUUCUACGUUGAACACGUUCUCUCUGACAAAAUCACCAGCUGCUUUAUUUUUCUAUUUAUUAAAAUUCAAUAGUCGAUGGGGUCUGAAUCUUGACCAACUGCUCAGCUGAGGUGUUUUCAUGAUAGACACUAUGUAAUGUGCGUGUAAAAGGACACAGUUGGGUGGUAGUAUUUUUUUUCAUUAAUGUGAACAUUGACUAAACAAAGCAGACCUGCCUUUCAAAUCUUAUGGCAGCUCAGAAGGGAGGUGCUUAAGAACCUUAACUACUAUGUCAGAUGACAAAAUACUUUUUUUCAUUUUGGAGAUUGGGUACUGCUCACACAUGAUGUAUAGGGCUAAAUAUGUGCUUGUUUCCUUGCUCCUGUGUACUUCCCCUUUUCUCCCUCCCUCCCUUCCCCUGUAGGCAAUAAAUGGCCAUUUUGCAACUGCA
Messenger RNA from Sorex fumeus (smoky shrew), 8902 nucleotides. RefSeq names its product CCR4-NOT transcription complex subunit 6 like (gene CNOT6L). Lineage: Eukaryota; Metazoa; Chordata; Mammalia; Eulipotyphla; Soricidae. Gene Ontology annotation, molecular function: poly(A)-specific ribonuclease activity; protein binding. The record is from RefSeq and is a predicted model, not a curated record. Gene Ontology annotation, biological process: nuclear-transcribed mRNA poly(A) tail shortening. The transcript is spliced from 12 exons. The coding region runs from base 287 to 1939 and encodes 550 amino acids. Gene Ontology annotation, cellular component: nucleus; cytoplasm; CCR4-NOT complex.